Messenger RNA from Portunus trituberculatus (swimming crab), 1152 nucleotides. Its product is annotated as cuticle protein AMP1A-like. Gene Ontology annotation, cellular component: chitin-based extracellular matrix. The transcript is spliced from 3 exons. The coding region runs from base 16 to 423 and encodes 135 amino acids. Gene Ontology annotation, molecular function: structural constituent of chitin-based larval cuticle. NCBI's taxonomy places the organism in Eukaryota, Metazoa, Arthropoda, Malacostraca, Decapoda, Portunidae. The record is from RefSeq and is a predicted model, not a curated record.
GGUUUACAUCUCAACAUGAAGCUCAUCGUGCUCGCUGCCCUCGCCGCUGUGGCUGUUGCGGCGCCUGACAGCUACCACAGCAAGGAAGUGCCGAUCAUCAAACACGACUUUAUCAUGGAGGAGGACGGGAGAUAUCACUUGGAGUUUGAGACUGGAAAUAACAUCUUGGUGUCACAGUCAGGCUCCCCUACCGACAAGGGCGCCAUCGCCAAGGCUGGACACUUCUCCUACACGGCCCCUGACGGUACUCCAGUCAGUCUUAAGUUUGUCGCCAACGAGCACGGUUUCCAGCCUGAAUCUGACCUGUUGCCCGUGGCCCCAGAGUUCCCCCACCCCAUCCCUCAGUACGUGCUGGACCAGAUUGCUUUCGCUGCCGAGGAGGACCGCAACCGCUCUCCUGAGGACAGAUACACCUAUGCUUAAUUCUCAAUGCUCGAGGGUCAGAUAAAGAAUAAGAAUGACUAACAAUUUUCUCCGCAAUGAUGUAAUUUGUAAUCUUAUUUUUUUACAUAUUUCGUGUGUAGGUAGAUCUCGAAUUAUGUUUUGUCAGUACGUUGAUAUGUCAGCACACAGCACGCACCAGUCCAUAUGUGAAGGAGUCCAACACAGCGAUUGCACACCGAGUUACUUUACUGUCGAUACUGAAAGAACGAAAAGGAAUGCAGAACUCUGGUGUACGUGUGUGUGUGUGUGUGUGUGUGUGUGUGUGUGUGUGUGUGUGUGUGUGUGUGUGUGUGUGUGUGUGUGGGGGAGCGAGAAGGGUGAGGUUGCAGGAACGACUACAUGUCGAGAUCACUUUCUUGUUGCAAGCGAGAGGAAACAAGAACCUCAAUGUAUACAGCUUACCAGUGAGGCGCAAUGUGCAUUUCACACUGCUGGGAGGCGCGUCUUGGCGAACGUUAAACAAAAGAACACAACAGAAAUACGUUAUCAAGCAUAAUUACAGGCACACGCAAGAACACAUCUGAUCUCAACAAAUAAGGAAAGUACAUUCUCACUGUCACACAUCCAAACACAAACGCUUGAAUGGCGUGGGCUGUCUCUGAUGUCUCUCAUACCAAUAAUUUUCUUCUUUCCUUUAUGUCUCUUCCAUUUUUUUCUCCUCAUCUUUUCCUUCUUAGUAUUCAAUAAUAAAUAAAAAUAAAAAUAAGA